AUGGCCCCUCUCACGACCUUUCACCCGUUUCCGAGGCUACCCUGGGAACUUCGCAAUGAGAUAUGGAAGUUCUCUAUCCGCCCACUUGACCUUCCUGGAGCGCACGUCUUUUGCGUCGAGGAGCGAGGCUUAGAAGACACCAAAUACAAAGAAAACGACGUACACUGCGCUCGUAUUUCUCUGGAGCCCCAUUUUGACGAGCCUGACGACACCUUCCUUCACAAUGCCGUUCCCGCGAGGACAUUGUCGUCCGGGCCGACCGGUAAUCCGUCAUUAUACUUGGUUGAUGGGGGGUUGUGGACUGCCUGUAGAGAGUCCAGAGCAGCAAUGGAGAGGGCCUUUAAGCAUCAAAUGUGGGACCCGAAGAGGUGGGCUUAUCCGCACUAUCGAGCAAUGCAGAGGAUUGCCUGGAGGAGGUCUCGUGAUUUUUACAUUUCUUCAUCGCCUGCACCGAUCGAGCCAUCCCCGUCUCGCUCGCCUUCUCCCGAGUAUCCUCCAUACCCAUAUGUGGGGCUUGAUACCCAUCUGGUGCCGGCGACUGGAUUCUUUCUAUCGACAUCCUCCUCGGCUUCAUUUUCGCCCGCCACCGAAGGAACCGGCAAAGCUGAGCAACCUACCGCUGAAAGCAAAACCUUUCCGCACUACUUUACUGUCCUCCCGCAUCAGGAUCUCUUCAUUAUUCGCCCAUCGGCCUGGUCCCCAGAUAGUAACGAUUCGUACUGGCAGAAACUCGAACUUGGCUUUCCCCAUUGGUCGCCAAAAAUGGGGUUCUACGGCUUCGGCGAACGCAAUGGUCUUGCGAUUGAGUUUGAUCCAACCUGGAGUAAGGAGUCGAAAACUCACAUAUCCGAAAUGAUAUAUGAUGCCGUCAUGCAUUUUGCCGAUAAUGGGGCCGUUCAGACCCUUUGGCUUAUUGACUAUCGCCUCAAGCCAAAGGAUUAUAUGCCCACAGAGAAGCGAGAGCCAACCCGUAACCAAAAAGCUUGGUACGGUGGUGACGGAUCCCGGUUUGUCGAGGUGUGCUCUCAAUUUCUUGAGGAAGGUGGUGAAUACCUCAAUUGGUACUACACAGAAGGGAUCGAUGGGGACAAUUCGGCCAUCGCUAAAGGGUCGUGCCAUUCGUUUAUCGAGAACUUUGAAUGGUAUCAUUUUGGAGAUAUCUAUGAACGACAGUCUUCCGGGUCCGACAAUUUCUUUUCGAGGUUCCCUCCCUAUGUCGGAAUUCUUGCUUGCCUACGUUAA
This is a messenger RNA of Sordaria macrospora k-hell, 1242 nucleotides long. RefSeq lists its product as uncharacterized. Lineage: Eukaryota; Fungi; Ascomycota; Sordariomycetes; Sordariales; Sordariaceae. The record is from RefSeq and is a predicted model, not a curated record.